Messenger RNA from Tetrahymena thermophila SB210, 330 nucleotides. RefSeq names its product transmembrane protein, putative. The transcript has a single exon. Lineage: Eukaryota; Ciliophora; Oligohymenophorea; Hymenostomatida; Tetrahymenidae. The record is from RefSeq and is a predicted model, not a curated record.
AUGUAUGAUAUUUAAUUAUUAAUAUAUAUCAAAUCAAUUCUAAAAAUCCAUGAACUUUGCAUUUUCAUUUUGAUGGCUGAAAAUAAACAUUCAACUUACUUUUAAUUGGAAAAGAUAUAAAAUUAAAAUUUUCAACUUUUUAUUAGAUUUAAUUUAUCCUCAUUUUUAAAAUAAAAAAAUAUGUAUUAAUUUAUUUUCAAUUCAUUUUAUGUCAUUUCCUUCAUAUUAUAGCUUAAAAAACAAGAAAAAUAUUUUUCAAUCAAUAAAAAUUAAAUAUUUAGUAUUGAUUAGCAAGAAUACAGAAGUCAGCGUAAGUUACUAAAAAAAUGA